Messenger RNA from Staurois parvus, 354 nucleotides. The record is from the annotation of a GenBank genome assembly. Lineage: Eukaryota; Metazoa; Chordata; Amphibia; Anura; Ranidae.
AUGCAGACUACUUCUACAAACAUGUGUGAAAGAAUGGAUCGCUCUCAGGAGCUCAGUGAAUUCAAGUGUGGUACCGUGAUAGGUUGCCACCUGUGCAAUAAGUCCAUCCGUGACAUUUCCUUACUACUAAAUAUUCCACGGUCAACUGUUAAUGGUAUUAUAACAAAGUGGAGGAAAAUGGUAACAGCAGCAACUCAGCCACGAUGUGAGCAGGGUCAGCACAUGUUGAAGCACACAGUGUGCAGAAGUCGGCAACUGUUGGCAGAGUCAAUAGCUAAAGACCUCCAAACUUCAUGUGGCCUUCAGAUUAGCAGAACAGUGCUUAGAGAGCUUCAUGGAAUGGGUUUCCAUGGC